AUGCAGGCCAACCUCACCAGCCCCGUACUUUUCAACCAAGCCGUGCAGACUGCUCUCGCCUGUAAGGAUAUGGCAAUCGACACACUGAUCGAGAUCGGUCCUCACUCUGCUCUAUCGGGACCUUAUCUACCAAAUCUCAUCCGGGGUGCCAGGUGCGCCGAGCAGGUGCUCAAGCUCGCCGGUGAGCUGUUCCUUCGCGACUAUCCCAUCGAUCUGCAACGCAUCACUGCGAUUGAGGAACUCUCUCCGUCUGGAAAUAUUAACUCUCGGAGAUGCCAUUUCAUUAUUGAUCUGCCCCCUUAUCAGUGGGACAAAGCCAAGAAAUUCUGGGCUGAGUCUCGCGAGAGUAAGGAGCAUGGCUCUUCAAGCGACAGCCAGCUCCUGAUUAACCGACUUGUUCCAUUCGACAAGAUCAGCGAGAGAUACGCUCUCACUGAAGACGAGACCCAGUCACAGCCCUUAAACCCAGAAGCCGGACUGGACGGUAUAAUCGACUCUGUAAAAGUUGUAUUCUCUCACGGUAACGCUGACGAGGUGGCAUUGCAACCUGUCGAGGUCGAGUUCCGAGUGAUAGCAACAGGUCUUACCGACGAAGACAAAGCCGUCAUAUUGGGAUCCUCUCCUGGCCCUGACUUCAGCCAUGAGGCUUCUGGUAUCGUGACACGGACCGGGGAUGCCGUUACGAGGGUGUCGCCAGGCGACCGCAUGGUGGCCUUUAGUGCAGGAAAGCUGUCAAACUUUCAGAUUUCGGACAUCAACAGCUCACUCACCCUCGCCUCUUCCCUGAACAGCAGCGAAACCAUCAUAACUCAUACAAAUGGUGGCACUGUAGGCGUUGCCCGCACCCCUCCACGUCUUGAGCUGCACGCAGAUGCCACUUACAUCCUCGUGGGAUGUCUCGGUGGCCUCGGACGUAGCCUGACCACAUGGAUAAUGAAGCGAGGAGCGCGGAACUUCGGGUUUCUAUCUCGUUCGGGAACGGAUUCGAAGCAGGCUGCCCUUUGCGUCCCGGAUCUGGAAGCUCGAGGUGCCCGGGUGCAGGUCUUUAGAGGCUAUGCGGCUAUCAAAGGAGCUGUUGAGAGAGCUGUCGCCUCGAUACCCUCCGAUAAGCCUCUACGCAGUAUUGUGAGUGCUGCCCUGGUCUUGUGGGACGGCCUAUUCCAGAAUAUGAGCUACCAAAGCUGGACAACAUCCGUUCAGCCAAAGGUCCUCGGUAGUAAGAACCUACACGAGGCAACAGCUGAACUACCUCUGGACUUCUUUCUCAUGACGAGUUCUGUGUCUGGCAUUCUCGGAACUCCCGCUCAGGGUAACUAUGCGGCUGCAAACUUGUACAAGGAUGCGCUUGCUCGCCUGCUCCGUUCUCAGGGCAAACCUGCAUGUGCAGUCAUUCUCCCCAUGGUUCUUGGCGUGGGAGUAGUUGCCGAAAACCUGAACCUCGAGAAUUCGCUCACCCGUAAGGGCAUGUAUGGUAUUGACGGGGAGGCUCUCCUGGACGCUUUCGAGGUGUCAAUCUUGGAGCAACAGGGUCAGCAAGAUCACAGCGUUAAAUCUGACCAUCUCGUCGUCGGCCUUGACCCUGCAGGGCUCCACAGAGCAAGCAAGCAGGCUGAGGGUGACGUUGAUGCUUUCUGGGCCGCGGACCACCAUUUCUCUAUCCUCCUUGAUACUAUGAAUCGACUAGACGGUGCGAAUCACGUUGGUGGAGAAGCAGGCUCGAUUCUCUACCGCGUUAAGGCUGCCGAGUCGCCUACGCAAGCUAUUUCUCUGGUGCGUGACCAUUUUGUCUCCAAGCUGGCCCGGGUCCUUCUUCUCGAUGCGGAGAAAUUCAGCGAUAAAAGCUCUGGGCGUUCAAGAGCAAGUUACGGCAUUGAUAGCAUGAUUGGUGCCGAGCUACGAAACUGGAUCUUCAAGGAGUUGGGGCUGGACAUCGCUUUCCAGCAACUUCUGAGUCCAUCUUUAAUUUAUCCCCAACUUCUUCCUCAAACGACCGAUUCCCUUCAACGGGAUAUCGCCAGUAUGAUAUCCAGUAGGGCUGUCAUGGGCUUCGAGUGGUCCUUCAUGGCCCUCGCCUACAUAACAGUCGCCUGUCGCAUUUAUGUCCGCGUGGUCAUGAGAAAGGCACGCUUGUUUUCAGCCGACUAUUGGCUCAUCGCUGGUUUAUUGUGCUGCCAGGGUCUGCUGAUUUGCGACACGAUUACCUACUCCAUGGAUGCGAUGGAUAAUUUCACAAUAGAUAAUGUCGCUAUCAGAAAGAUUCGAUUCGCAACAAAUCAUUUCUUCGACACAGGCAUAUACUUUCCGAAAUUCAGCAUCAUCGCCUUCUACUUCAACCUCGUUCCAAUUACACAGCCAAAAAUGCGCAUUGCACUCUAUUGUCUAGCCGGCGUCACGGCAUCCUUCGCGGUCAUCACUUUCUUCUGUGAUUGGUUUUGGUGCGGGCCUGAUCCUUCUGUCAACUGGGCAAAAGGAGAGCAAAAAUGCACAUCCUUCACAUCCAUGACCCUUAUGCGGCUUCUGUGGUCUAUGAACUUUGUAUCCGAGGUCCUGAAUGUUGCAUACCCAAUCCCCCUGCUGGCAACCCUUAAAAUGACAUCAACGCGUAAGAAGAUUGGACUAGCUGUUGUUUUUAGUCUGGGGGUUGUCACCAUCGCUGUCAGCGUUGGAAGAUUUAUAACCAUGGUAUAUGUUGAUAAUGCCAUUUCUAUAUACAUCUGGGCAACUGCCGAAAUCUGUAUCUCGGUCAUAGUGGUCGCUCUUACAGCGGUCCGGCCUCUCCUUCGAAAGCUCACGAACCUGAAGUCUACAACUUUACUCACAAGCGAGGACCAAUCAGGCGGCCAAGCAAUACCAUCGAAUCGUUCCCGGAAACUAGGAACUUUUACUGGAGGAUCAGGGGUCUACUGGCAGGGAACAGGAAAGAAUCAUCAGAGGCUUGCCGAGACUAUGGGUCUAGAGAGUUUAGCUGGUAGUGAAACGGAACUGAACAACAUGAAUGGGACAACACUGGCGCAGGAUAUCAUGGCCUCAAGGGAGACCAGCAUUCACAGUAUACCUGGUCAGCCAGAGUACACGAUCAAGGAUUGA
Molecule: messenger RNA, 3087 nt
Organism: Fusarium tjaetaba
Lineage: Eukaryota; Fungi; Ascomycota; Sordariomycetes; Hypocreales; Nectriaceae
Product: polyketide synthase
Exons: 11
Coding region: 1-3087 (1028 amino acids)
Biological process (GO): fatty acid biosynthetic process; secondary metabolite biosynthetic process
Molecular function (GO): fatty acid synthase activity
Source: RefSeq, a predicted model, not a curated record